CUGAAGGCACAAGCCGUUCUGCGAGCCACAUGGAGCCACUAACACACUAAUCUGUGACCAUGUCUGUGACGAUCUUGUGUGCUUUGAAAUCUUUUCAGGAACUUUGAAAGUGUCGGGAGUUCCUGAACAUCUCGGCUUUGUGGCACCUACCUUCCCAAAAAUGGCUUGUGGACAGGGAUGUAUGCGACCAAACCCGGAUUUCCUUUUUCAUCCUGUACGCACGGUAAACGUUACGGCUGGAGGCGAAUCUGUCUGUGCUGAAUCCGUGAACCUGGUCGCAGCGUCGUCGAGGUUUGGAUUGAUCUUUGCAGCAUUUGAUCAGGGUGUGAAGAUCUGCACUAUUGAAGAUAUCCUAAACUGUGAUGCGGAGGAGGGGCCAGGCAGCAAGGGACCAGCUGACAAUUGCCCCUUUCGUGUACUGCCAACGACAGGGCCUGUCCUUUUGGUGGCACUUAGUGCAGAUGACACUACGCUGGCGGUUGGAUUGUUGCGGGAUGGCAUACCUGUUGCCGACAUGUAUGAUGUUCGAGGCUUUGCAGGCCAGGCACUAGAGACACGACCUAUCGCAACAGUACGGCUCAGUGCACAGCCAGGCGUGACUCUGCAGGACUUUGCAUGGAAUCCAGCGGUGUGCGAAAUGUUUGCUGUCUGCCUCGGCAGUGGCUCAGUGUCCAUCUAUGAGCUUUCUGGAGAAUCUCUCAAAAUUCUCGGCACACUUCCACCCUCUGCAGGAGGCACCGCUUUGUGUUGGAGCCCCAAAGGAAAGCAGCUCGUGGUGGGCAAGAAGGAUGGCAGCCUGACCCAGUAUAAGCCGAACAUGCAAGAGGCCAAAAACAUUCCACCCCCUAUGGUCUCUGAGAACAGCGUCUUGGUUCUAAGUGUGUGUUGGUUGGCCCCGACUGUCUUUGCUGUUGUUUAUGGUCCAGCAACCCGCACAACAGAUUCCCAGGCAAACCUUGUGAUUGUCACAUUCACGAAAACAUCUCCAGUUGUCUACACUGAUUUUGGAGAACCAUGCCUGCAGACGGGGGAGCACCCAAAGGAACGUUUUUGGCUUUACCAUCAGCCAGAUUGGGGCAUCCUCAUGUGCAUGUCCAGAAACUCUAUUGAAUCUGCAGUUUUUGGCUGCAAAUCUGCUGACAAGAUGCAGUGGGAGCUCUGGGAGCUUGACAGCCACGGGAGAGCUGAGGUGCCUCUGAAGAAUAAAGAUGAGACAUUUCCACUGGGAAUGGCAGUCUCGUACAAUGCCCAGCGCAACAUCAUUAGCAAGACAGAGUCGUGGGCUCCAAUGCCUCUUCUCCUGGUGCUGUCAACUUGCGGAGGCCUCUCCCCAUUCCACAUGAAGAACUUGGCUACGGGAGCACCCUCUCUUGUGCGGCCCCCCGAGCCUCUACUGCCAAAUGGCCAGCGCAGGCCCAUGGCCAACCCUCCACAGCCACCAAUGCAACAGGCACCGCAACUGGUGUCGCCGACUACAUCAACUGGCUUCUUGCCUGUUGUUCACGCUGCUGCCUCUCCAGCAGCAGCUUCAGCUGCUCCUGGCAAUCGUAUCAGGAAACCAUCAGUGGGAUCUAGUGCUGCUCCUCAGCUUCCAACCACAGGUGCUGCAGGAUUUCCUCCUUUCACCAGCCAGCCUUUCUCCACUAGUACUUCAUUUGUGCCUGUAGCCACAUCUCCUGUGGCAGCUGCUGCUUCCUCUGGCAGCACCGUUGCACCUCCGUCACUGUUCUCAUCAGUAAAAGCCUCAUCUGCGACGACAGCUUUUUCGUUUGGCUCUACUGGUGGUAGUGUCUUUUCAUUUGGUGCCAGUGGAGGUGGGAACGCUUUCUCCUUUGCUCCAGCUACUGCACCCACAGUGUCAAAGUCGACGCCAUCUUUGGCUACAUCCACAACUCCAAGUCAAGGACUGUUUUCCGUGCCUGUGCCCACGUUUUCAAGUUCAACGACGGCUGCUGCACCACCAGCCUUGGCUUCCAUGCCAUCAGCAGUAUUUUCAGUACCAAGUGCAGGUUGUACCACUACACCAGUUGCUACAACCUUUAGUGUUCCUACUACAUCCAGCUCAUCAGGCUUCCUUUUCAAGCCGGCACCAAAAGCCGAUACAGAAGCUAAGGUGUCCCCAGUGUCCUCUGCUCCAGUGCCAAUACCAGCUCAACCUGUGUCAACAGUCACACAGACAACUUCAGCACAGGAAGCAAAAGCUUCUUCAUUGCAACUGAAGACUUCUGCUCCUACAGCAGUAGCAGUUGCAGAAAAGCCUUACAAAUUGGAGCCAUCUAAGGAUGCUAUCAUUGCAGCUAUGCACGAUGAGAUAAAAGAGUUUGGAAAGGAAGUAAAGGCUUUGAAAGAAAAAUCACUGAGCACAGUCAUUGAGUCUGCCGGCAGUGAUUCCGGCUUGAUGGAAAUGAAGAAGCUAGGCAUUGACUUGGAGAACACUGCUGAGUGUUUGAAGAGUGACAUGGAGAAGACUCAUGCAGAUGUGCAUGCCCUACGGAGCCUGGUGUUUGAGACCUUUGCACUGUUGGAAGAGGCUCGUACAAGGUACUUGCGAAACUGUGACCCUCAGUAUGCGGGACUUCUUAGUGAUCGAGGCCUGGACCCUGUCUCAGCCAGCCGAUUGUCGGAGGCUCGGCGCCUGCAGCACUAUGUUGAAGAACAGCUGCAGGAAGUACAUGCACGCCUCGAUCUAGACUGGAAGGAGCAGGUUGCCCAGCGCUACAACAUUAAGGAUACAGCGGAGCUUUCAUCAGCUGAGGCUAUCUAUCGAGCCUUGCGCGACUGCCGCAACACUGCUGAACUGCUCUGCAAAACUGUGAACUCAUUGGAAGCGCGAGCAAAAAAGUUGCGGGUGGAUAGCAAGCAGAGCAAGUCGGCACCAAGGCCUUAUUGGAAUGACGCCAGCGACAUGGCCAGGGAAGAAGAAAUAGCUGCAUUGGCAGACUGCCUUUUGUCAACCAGCCUUUCACUAGCUUCUGGCAAGGCUGAUGGGACAAAACACACUAAGCCACGCAGGGUUGCCCUCAGUGCUGAGAAGAAGUGUUCUCUGGCCGAUUAUUUUGGUCACAGAGAGGUGACAGUGAUUGAGCCUCGAGUGAUUGACAAGCAGUCGGAGUCAAGGCUGCUUUCCAAGUUAGCAUUGGUUCUGGAACAGUCUUUUGCAAAGGAUCAAGCGCACGAAGAGCAGGCAAAUCAGCAGGCAGCCCAGCCUUCCAUAGCAAAGCCAGCUGACGGUCAGCAGCACGGGUCAAUCUUGACAUCAACUCCUCCCAGGUCAACCAUGCCAUCAGACACUAAGGAUGGCAUCUUGACACCAAAACCGUUUGUGCUGUCUGAAGGGGGUGCACAGUCAUUUCUUACGUCAACACCUCUCGCGCGCACUGAAGCAGCAGCAUCAAGCGGUGGUUCAUCUGGUGCUCCAUUGGCACGGUCCAUGCCCUCAGAGCAAUCUCAAUUGCCUCUUACAAAGGUGAUCGAGGUUUCAGUACAAGGCAGCAACAGUGGUCCAGACCACAAGGCCUCAGCAGCACUUCCCACCAUGCUUCCUAGUGAGCUCACUAUUAGCCCACUGACCAUGGCACCACCAGAAAUAUCAUCUGCAGCUGUCACGAAUGUGGUGACAAAGCCACUUCCAACCCGCUCAGAGGCCAUUGUCACCGCCAAGGAGACUGGUUCACCAUCUCCUUUCACGGCACCUAUCACGCAGCCUGAAUUCAAGUUUAAGCUUGCCGGGCAAGGUUCGUCAGGUGCAACAACACUUGCUUCAGCAUUCUCUUUUGGGCCUACUAGCACCACACCUGUCAGCUCCGGUGCUCUGGCCCAGGCUCCCACCUUUGCCAAGCCCAGUGUGACAGCAUCAGCAGCAUCAACUGGCUUCAAGUUUGGUGACCCACCUGCAUCCAAGCCUGGUUUUGUGGCUGUCAAGCCAUCUAUGCCUUUCGUGCCUCUUUCGCAGGCAUCUGCACUGCAGUCUGGAGCUGUCAAUGAGAGGAAGGCAGAUACUUCAAGUGUCGCAAAAGGAGAUGCAGAGCCACUUUAUGAAGAUGUGACACCUCCAGGGUCCCCAACACCAGAACAAGAAAGCGAAGGAGCUGUUUCUACCACAAAAGGCAUUCCCAUAUCCACUGCAGUUUCCCCAUUCCCAGCUGCAGUGCCAGCUGCAGUGCCAGCAACUGUGCCAGCAACUGUGCCAGCAACUGUGCCAGCAACUGUGCCAGCAACAGCACCAGCACCAGCACAAGUCUUUCCCUUCAUGAAAAGCACAACUGCAGCGUCCCCUUUCUCGGGCUUUGGUGCAGCCAGCUCUGGACCCCUUUUCAAGCAAGGCUUUGACCAGCAGAGCACAACACCCGGGAAGUCACUGUUUGGCAAUGCCAGUGUGUCAUCAGUGUCAUCUGCUGCAGCAACCUUCAACUUUACCCUGUCAUCUACUAAGGACAAGCCUGCCAGCACACCUCCAACUGGCAGUGUCUUUGCGCCCCUUCAAGCCAAAGCUCCUGGCUCUGAGGACAUGCGUUCCCCAUCUGGUUCCACACUACCUUCUAAAGACAAUUCCCUCAAGGAUGCUGGAAAGCCUCAACUGUCAUUUCUUCCAUUUGCACCAUCUAUCCUGAAGCAGUCAGCAGCCAGCAGCACUGCAGUCUCUGGAACACAGGUGACUGUCUCCACGUCACCAUUCCAGCCAGUCUCUUCUGCAGCAAGUCAGCCGGAAAGUCUCAACCCGACAGCUGCUGCUACUUUUCCUGCUCAUGCGCCAGAAGCUCACCCACUUCUUCCAAAGGCAGCCUCCAGUGAAUCAAGUCAGACGCAUGCUGUUUCCACGACGGCUGCUGCUUCUUUACCAGAAUCACCAAGCAUUGCAUCUACUCCUCCACUUGUGUCCCCUUCCAGCCAGACAUCAGCACUGCCAGGCACAGUGCCAAGUAUGCACGCUGCUGCUGCAGCAGCUCAGGUUGUUUCUACAACAUCAAGCCCACCGCAAUCCCCACCUGUACCUACUGAGCCAGGAGCAGCAGCACCUAGUACUGUAGCUGUGUUUGGCCAAGGGUCUUCAUCAGUGCUCACAGUGGCACCAAUGGCAAAAACAACUGGCACCACGUUUUUUGUCCAACCAGCAAUGUCUACAGCUCCAACAUCAUUCAUAAGUCCAGCUUUCAGCCAGGCCUCUACAACUUCGAGCCAGUCUGCCUUGCCGGGAACAACUGCAAUUACCGCUCCUACAUUUGGUCAAACUCCCACGACAACCACAGCAUCUUCACCUGCCCCUGCCCCUGCACCACAUGCCUUCAGCAUGCCACAGGUGGCAGCGGCAUCAUCGACUGCUCCGCUGUCUUUUGGUGCACAGCAAACAGCUGCCACCACCACAUCAGUGCCGUUAACAUUUGGCCAGGCAGCUGCAACCACAACAACAGCAGUGUCAGCACCAUCAUUGUUUGGACAGUCAACCGGUAGCGCUCCUGGUGGUGCUGGUGCAAAUGUGUCAAGUGGGGCAAAUGUGUCAAUAUUUGGUGCCACAACAACGUCAGCUACAUCUGCAACUAGCACACCUUCCAUUUUUGGCGGAACAACAUUCACCUCAUCUACAACAACAGCUGCUACUGCACCGUUCUGGAAGCCAGUGGCAUCAGCUGCUCCCAUGUUUCCACAGUCUGCCGCUACAGGACAAUCAGUCUUUGGACAGGCACCGACAACAGCAACCUCUCCCUUUGGCCAGCAAGUGGGAGCAGCACCAACAUUUGGCCAAACAGGUGGAUUUGGCUUCGGCCAGACAGGAGCAGCAUCAACUGCUGCAAGCACUUCUCCAUUUGGCCAAAUGGUUCCAACAACUGCUGCUGGAGGCACAAGCACCUCUUUGUUUGGGCAGAAGUCUUCCUUCGGCUCAGGUUCUGGACAGACACCAUCCCUCUUUGGUCAGAGCCUCUUUGGCCAGUCCAGCACUCCCACAUUUGGCCAGCCACAGGCUGCGAGUGCCUUUGGCCAGCAGUCGCAAGAACAACAGCAGGGAAGUGGAUCCACUCUCUUUGGUGGAGGUGGCUCCGGUUUUCUCUCGGGCCUUGGAGGAAAGCCAGCCUCAGAUGCAUCCAACAAGAACGUGUUUGGUGGCUCAUCGUCCUUCAAUUCGGCUGCGCAGACCACAAACCUCUUUGGCAACCAGGGAGCAACCUCUUUUAAGUCCGCAUUUGGAAGCACAAUGGGCAGUGGCACCUUCUCUGGAAGUGGCAGUUUUAGCAUGGGCGGUGGCAGUGUGGCACAGUCUGGCUUUGGAGCCUUCCAGCAACAGCAGCAACAACAGCAGCAGCAGCAGCAACAGCAGACACCCCCCAAGCCAGCCUUUGGAAGCCCAGCGGCAUUUGGGAGCAGCCCCACUUUUGGUGGACCUCCGCAAUUUGGUGGGUCACCUACAUUUGGCAGCAGCCCAUCAUUUGGUGCUGCAGCCACAUUUGGCACUGCAGCUCCCCAGCAGACGCCUCAGACACAGCAGUCAGGUUUCAUGAUGUUCAGCAAUGUGGAAGGCCCAACUUUUGGAGGCUUAGCUGCACAGACCAGCCCUCAGCAACCAGCAAUGGGCUUUGGAGGAGGGGGAUUUGGCUCCCCAGGCUUUGGAGGUUCUUCUCCUGGCUUUGGAAAUCAGAGCGGCCAACCAAGUGCGGCACCAGCUUUCUCUCAGUGGCGCAACUGAAGUUUACCAGAGAUUCGCUGUUUUUAUGUACGUGAAUGGAACAUUGCUGCGGUGUCCUGCUGUCAAAUGCUUACAGCAAGUUUCGCUCGUCUCCGUACAAUAGCACGGAAAGUGGUGCUCUGUGCAGCAUCUAUUCUGAGCACAGUCUUCACAAUGAUUUUCAUUUUGGACGAGAGAAAAGUCUGAACUGUGAUGUACCGGUAGUACCGUUUUAAAUGAUGAAAUAAUAAAAAAAGCUGGUUCAA
Messenger RNA from Dermacentor andersoni, 6921 nucleotides. It is a transcript of the gene Nup214, whose product is annotated as nuclear pore complex protein Nup214. Gene Ontology annotation, biological process: protein import into nucleus; RNA export from nucleus. The record is from RefSeq and is a predicted model, not a curated record. Gene Ontology annotation, molecular function: protein binding; structural constituent of nuclear pore. Gene Ontology annotation, cellular component: nuclear pore. Lineage: Eukaryota; Metazoa; Arthropoda; Arachnida; Ixodida; Ixodidae.